Xylona heveae TC161 is the source of this 1224-nucleotide messenger RNA. RefSeq lists its product as hypothetical. Gene Ontology annotation, cellular component: membrane. The transcript is spliced from 3 exons. The coding region runs from base 1 to 1224 and encodes 407 amino acids. Gene Ontology annotation, biological process: regulation of peptide transport. The record is from RefSeq and is a predicted model, not a curated record. NCBI's taxonomy places the organism in Eukaryota, Fungi, Ascomycota, Xylonomycetes, Xylonales, Xylonaceae.
AUGUCGAGGAGAGAGAAUUCUUUCAAGAGCAUCGCUCGUUGGAGCGUUGGAAUUAUUCUUCUACUUGUUACUGUGUUUCUCUGGACAACCUCCAACUUCCUUGCUAGCACGAUCUUCGCAGACAACACAUAUUCGAAACCUUACCUGGUAACAUAUUUCAACACAGCUCUGUUUUCUCUUGCGCUCGUUCCAAGCGCAAUCCGACACCUCCUGAAGACCCGCAGGUCGGGCAUUCCCAUUGAUUUAUCGAGCAUUUGGAGGAGGCGAUCAAGCGGCUAUGUUCCAGUCCACUCCUCUGGGCGUGGCUCUGUAGCAAAACCCGAUAACGUUGAAUCUAGACGGUCUGUAGAUUGUCAAGUUGGAGACUCCGAGUCGAUCGCCGCUUCAAGGAUAAGCCAAGAUGAUGUACCGCUCACCUUCAAAGAGACUGCGAAGCUCAGUCUCGAAUUCUGCAUAAUCUGGUUCGUAGCAAACUAUUUUACCUCGGCCUGCUUAGAAUACACCAGUGUGGCAAGCUCCACGAUUCUGUUGUCAACGAGCAGUAUCUGGACGUUGUUCUUUGGCUCUGUCCUUCGGGUUGAACAUUUUACCUUGAAGAAGUUCAUUGGAGUCUUGGCAUCCAUGGCUGGAGUCAUUCUAGUCUCAUCUGUUGAUCUCUCUGGGGAGACUGAUGAGAAUAGAGGUUCCUUCCCUCAUAAAUCAAAAGGUCAAAUAGCUCUCGGCGACACUUUAGCUUUCCUCAGCGCUGUCAUGUAUGGCCUUUAUACCGUCCUUUUAAAGAAGCGCAUCGGCAAUGAAAGCAGGGUUCAAAUGCCGCUAUUCUUUGGGCUCGUGGGGCUGUUCAACUUGCUGCUCCUGUGGCCGGGCUUUAUCAUUCUUCAUUUUACUGGAGUGGAGAGUUUCCAACUGCCUCCCACUGCUCGAAUUUUCUCCAUUGUGUUUUUCAACGGAUUAACUUCUGUGUUAUCUGACUUUACUUGGGCCUAUGCGAUGCUCUUGACUUCUCCCCUUAUCGUUACUGUGGGCCUCAGUCUUACUAUUCCGCUUUCCAUCGUGGGCCAGGUCAUCCUCAAUGAUCAAAGAUCGGGCCCAAUGUAUUGGCUCGGUGCCUGCGUCGUCUUCCUAUCGUUCGCUUUCAUCAACCAUGAGGAAAAGGAAGAUGUGCCCGCAUCUCGUGCCGCAGACAGAGACGUCGAUGAAGAACUGGCCAGGACGAUAGAGUAG